GCUCGUGGGGCUUUGACAGCAGAGAGCUCGCAUGCGCUCUUGACGAUCGAUACGAAAUUUCUUCCAGGAUAACCUGGCCGUGAGGGGGAGUCGCACUUCCUAGCAUUUUCUUCAGUGGUUAAAGUGAUUGAGCAGGCCUUGCGCACUGUCAGUCUCCACGCCAUUUCUUGCUGCGGAAGCUCUCCUGUCGUCUCCUGACUUACCCGGAAUAUUCCAGUUUCGCGCGUCCCGUUUCCACGGACAAAAUGGCAAUGAAAUACGUCGCUGCUUACCUGAUGGUGGUGCUGUCGGGAACCGACGCUCCGACCAAGAAGCAGGUUGAGAAAACCCUCUCCUCUGUGGGUAUUGAUGUUGAAGACGACAUCAUGGACGCCUUCUUCAAAGCUGUCGAAGGAAAGACCCCCCACGAGCUGAUUGCCGCAGGUAUGGAGAAGCUCCAGAAGGUACCUUCUGGUGGUGUCGCUGCUGCUGCUGCUCCUGCUGCUGGCGCUGCCGAUGCUGGUGCGGGUGCUGCUGCGAAGAAGGAGGAGGAAAAGAAGGAGGAAGAGGAGGAGGAAGACGACAUGGGCUUCUCGCUCUUCGACUAAGUACGCGGUUCCAAGUGGAAUGUCGGAGUUGGCCUUUCUUGCAGAGGUUUCACGUGUCGUGCCGUGCAUGAGCCACGCAUAUAUGUGGUGUUGUAAUCAGUCUUCGAACUUAAACCUCUUGUGCAGUCACUGAAGAAAAACGAGAACCUCUCCACGAGAGUGCGUCCCCCACGCAGAAGCCAUCUGCUGACCACAACUCGUUGGGGGAUACUUUACAGUUUCCCCACCUUUAGGUUUCAAGUGGCAGUGAGUGGUGCACAGUAUGUGACCUUCUCUAAAGCCGUAGCUUCUUAUUAGUCACUUUUGAAAGUAACCACUAAACACGCUGCUGUACUUCCGGCUGAACAGAGAUUGGUCGAGGCUACAAAACGUGCGUUUUGUGCCGCGUACUGUUUGCCUGCUUUGCAACUUUGUCGUAUUCCACUGUACGAGGCUGCUCCGGCCCCUUCUAGAAAAACAUGCCAUAGCAACUUUGUUGCUUUAUGAUCUCUGUGCGGCAGCUUUGUAUUGCGCUGUCGGAGACUAUGCAAAAUGUACAUGUGCCUCGGCAGCCAUUUCGGUUGCUCGUAAGCAUUUGAGUAAUAAUUAACCUCCGUUCAGC
Molecule: messenger RNA, 1188 nt
Organism: Toxoplasma gondii ME49
Lineage: Eukaryota; Apicomplexa; Conoidasida; Eucoccidiorida; Sarcocystidae
Gene: RPP2
Product: ribosomal protein RPP2
Exons: 2
Coding region: 246-587 (113 amino acids)
Biological process (GO): cytoplasmic translational elongation
Cellular component (GO): cytosolic large ribosomal subunit; ribosome
Molecular function (GO): structural constituent of ribosome
Source: RefSeq, a predicted model, not a curated record